AUGGCCCAAGGAACACUCAAGAAGCUGUCAAAGCCUACAAAGGCUAAGGCAAACCAAAAGCCCAAAAAGGGCGUCACCAAGCCCCAGAAGCCCAAGCUCAAGUCGACCGCCGAUAAGGUUGCGAAGAAGCUUACUUUCGGCCUGGUUUCCCGCACCGAAGAGAUGUUGGGCGAGCGCGCCGGUCACCUCGAGCUGAUUGGGAAGGGCCGGAAGAAGGGAGAGGAGCAGAAGUACAAGGGUGGUUCGAGGAAGUUUGGCUAA
Molecule: messenger RNA, 261 nt
Organism: Thermochaetoides thermophila DSM 1495
Lineage: Eukaryota; Fungi; Ascomycota; Sordariomycetes; Sordariales; Chaetomiaceae
Exons: 1
Coding region: 1-261 (86 amino acids)
Source: RefSeq, a predicted model, not a curated record